AUGGCGCGCACCGAAUACAUCACUCGAAGUACCACAGCGCAGAAGCUGCAAACUCCAAGGCGCUCCGCUGAGCCUGUCGUCGUCGACGACGAGGGAAAACAACCGAAGCUUGCGACAGCCCCCGAUGUUGACGACAAGUCGGAAUUGCUAUUCCCAGAGCCCGUUUCCACUGCUAGCUCCAAGCCAGCCGAUGAAGCUGCCUCAACGUCGACUACCCACAGCACCUCAGAAAAGCCCAUGAUGAUCAAGAAGAUCAUUCUCCAUCUUCCGCCUCCUCCCGUACUCACUGCGUUGCAGACUCUUCCUGUAGACACCAUCAUCUCCGACAUGACUGCUGCCAAUGGAGGCAUUCCACCAUGCUCAGCCGAGAUCCUCGCCGAAGCGAUCAAGUGGUUCAAGCACGCGUAUAGAACGGGCACCUCCCCACGGGUGGUCAGAAGCGCUGCGGAACGGAUUCUGGAGCAAUUGGAUGCCGUCAUCAUCGGAAAUCCAGCAUAUAGGCACAACAUCCCGCGCGGAAUGGCCUAUGAGCGCCUGGAGAUGCAAAGCAAAUUUCUUCGCGCUAUCAUCUACAUCCAUUGUGGCAUGUUGAACGACCUAGAAGUCUUUGACAUGAUCGUCGCCCGUGAUUAG
Molecule: messenger RNA, 633 nt
Organism: Neurospora tetrasperma FGSC 2508
Lineage: Eukaryota; Fungi; Ascomycota; Sordariomycetes; Sordariales; Sordariaceae
Exons: 4
Coding region: 1-633 (210 amino acids)
Source: RefSeq, a predicted model, not a curated record